AUGCUGCGCUACCCCUCCCCCGCACACAAAUCCGACUGGGAGUCCGCCCUCCCCAUUGGCAACGGGCGUCUCGGGGCGAUGGUGUACGGCGGAGUGCACACCGAGACGCUUCGCCUAAACGAGGAAAGCGUGUGGUACGGCGGCCCUCAAGCCCGGACGCCCAAAUCCGCCGCAUACCUUGCCCAACUCCGGGAGCUCAUUCGCAAGCGCGAGCAUACUGAGGCUGAGAAGUUGGCGAGGAAGAGAUUCCUUGCGAGGCCGAGAAGCGCAAGACAUUGUGAACCGUUGGGUCAGUGCUAUCUUGAGUUUGAACACGAAGAAGAGUUCGGGGAUUAUGAGAGAACGUUGGACUUGGAGAAUGCGGAGGUCAAAGUGGAGUAUACGGUUGGUGGGAGCCACGUCAGAAGGAGGUACAUUGCGAGCUUCCCGGACUCAGUCAUCGCAAUUCACAUAACGGCCGAACAGCCAGUGCGGUUCUCUGUGAACUUGUCGCGCAUGAGCGACAAAUGGUACGAGACAAACGAGUUCCUUGACUCGACUGCUGUACGAGAUAAGAGUAUAAUCUUGCAUGCCACGCCUGGCGGGCAUAACAGCAACAGAUUAUGUAUGGCGGCAGGUGUGCAGUGCUGGGAUGCGGCAGGAACAGUCGAUGUUGUUGGAGCCUCGCUAGAAGUCGCGUCUACAGACGCACUUAUUGUCAUUGGAGCGUCGACAUCGUAUGAACCAAAGAUCGAUCUGGAAGAGGCCGCUAUACAAAGGGUCGCUUUAGCAUUCCGACAUCAUCCUGAGCUAUUGUGGGACCGGCACCGAAGAGACUGGCAAGGUAUUUACCGCAGGCAGUUCUUUCAAUUGCUGCCGAAAUCCGACAUCAGCAAUGAGAUGCCCACCCCCAAACGCCUCAAGGAUCCUAACGACAUGGGCAUCAUCGCUCUCUACCAGGCCUACGGCCGCUACCUUCUACUUUCCAGCAGCCGCAACACUGACCGCGCGCUCCCUUCAACUCUUCAAGGAAUAUGGAACCCCUACUUCUCCCCGCCCUGGGGCGCAAAGUACACCAUCAACAUCAACCUCCAGAUGAACUACUGGCCUGUCAACACGGGCAACCUCUCAGAAUGCCACAUGCCACUAUUCACGCUCCUACAUCGUCUUGCGAUCAGCGGAAAGGAUACAGCGAGGGACAUGUACGGCUGCGGCGGCUGGUGCUGUCACCACAAUACGGACAUCUGGGCAGACACGGCGCCGCAAGAUGAAUGGAUGCCGGCGACGUUGUGGCCGCUUGGAGGAGCAUGGCUGUGCGUACAUAUUUGGGAACACUUCAUUUUCGACGAGGAUAUCGAGUUCUUGGCGUGGAUGUUUCCCGUGCUGCAAGGCUGUGUGGAGUUUCUACUAGACUUCCUGAUCGAAGACGAGAGCGACGAGUGGCUGGUGACGAGUCCUUCGCUUUCGCCUGAGAACACCUUUGUGGAUGCGCAAGGCAGCAAAGGCAUUUUCUGCGAGGGCUCGACAAUGGACAUGGCUAUUGUCAGAGACGUAUUCACCGGCUUCCUCAACAGCCUCGAGAGACUGCAACGCCGCGAGGGGCCCAUGUUUGCAACGCAAAUCCUCCAGCAUCUCACCCGAAAAGUCCGUGACGCCCUUCCCAAGCUCCCACCACCACUUAUACACCCCACGUACGGCACAAUCCAAGAAUGGGGCCGAGCCCCCUACGCCGACUCCGAGCCCGGCCACCGCCACAUCUCGCACCUUUACGCCCUCUACCCCGGAUCGAGCAUAGCCGCCGCCUCCACACCCCGCCUGGCUGCUGCCGCACUAGCAACUCUAGAGCGCCGUCUCGCCCACGGCGGCGGGCACACGGGCUGGAGCCGGGCCUGGCUCAUCUGCUUCUUCGCGCGGCUCCGCAAGCCCGCGCAGUGUCUUGAGAAUAUCCGGGCGCUGCUGCGCGACAGCACGGUACCGAAUAUGAUGGAUAGCCAUCCGCCUGUACAGCUGGACGGCAAUUGGGGAGGCUGCGCGGGGAUUUUGGAGUGCCUGGUGCAGUCGCAUGAGGUGGUGGAGAGGGAUGGGAGAGAAGUUAGGGUGAUUAGGAUUCUGCCUGCAUGUCCGGAGGAAUGGUCUGCAGGGACAGUGAGAGGAAUUAAGGCGAGAGCUGGUUUCGAGGUUGGGUUUGAGUGGGAGGAUGGGGCGGUCAAGGGGAAGGUUGAGGUGAGGAGCAGGUUGGGGUAUGAGGUAGUGGUUUGCGUUUAUCGGUGUGGAGACGAUGACGCAGUGGAUGGGGUGGAGUAUUUGAUUACUGGGAAAGACCUAUGCAUGGCACGGGAUGAAGACGUCUGA
Paraphaeosphaeria sporulosa is the source of this 2331-nucleotide messenger RNA. RefSeq lists its product as uncharacterized. The transcript is spliced from 3 exons. Gene Ontology annotation, molecular function: alpha-L-fucosidase activity. Bases 1 to 2331 code for a protein of 776 amino acids. Gene Ontology annotation, biological process: carbohydrate metabolic process. Lineage: Eukaryota; Fungi; Ascomycota; Dothideomycetes; Pleosporales; Didymosphaeriaceae. The record is from RefSeq and is a predicted model, not a curated record.